Molecule: messenger RNA, 2493 nt
Organism: Trichoderma asperellum CBS 433.97
Lineage: Eukaryota; Fungi; Ascomycota; Sordariomycetes; Hypocreales; Hypocreaceae
Gene: EGT1
Product: Ergothioneine biosynthesis protein 1
Source: RefSeq, a predicted model, not a curated record
AUGGCCCUAAAGGCCGUCGACCUCGCUACGGUAAAGGCGCUGGACAUCAUCGACAUCCAAAAUGCGCGUGUCGAGAUCAAUCUCAAGGACGAGAUCCUCUCACAGAUGAACCCCGAGCAGGGUCCUCGCACGCUGCCCACGCUGCUUCUAUACGACGAGAGAGGACUGCAGCUAUUUGAAGAUAUCACAUAUCUGGACGAAUAUUACUUGACAAACUACGAGAUCGAGUUGUUGAAGAAGUCGUCGGCGGAAAUCGCCAGCAAGAUUCCUGAGGGGGCCAUGGUGGUGGAGUUGGGCAGCGGAAAUCUUCGAAAAGUCUGUCUGUUGCUGCAGGCGUUUGAAGACGCAAAGAAGAGCAUCGACUACUUUGCGCUGGAUCUGUCUCAGACCGAGCUGGAGCGCACGCUGGCAGAAGUGCCCGCGUUCGAAUACGUGACCUGCCGCGGUUUGCUCGGUACAUACGACGAUGGCCGCGAAUGGCUCAAGCAGGAGGCGCUCCUGGAUCGACCAAAGUGCAUUGUGCACCUUGGCUCAAGUAUUGGCAACUUUAAUCGCGACGAGGCGGCCGAUUUUCUCAAGUCAUUUGCAGAGGGGCUGCAGCCCGCAGAUCUGAUGAUUGUGGGCGUCGACUCAUGUCAAAACCCCGACAAGGUCUAUCAUGCAUACAACGACAGCAAGGGAAUCACACACCAAUUUGUCCUCAAUGGACUCGCUCACGCCAACGAGAUUCUCGGCGAUGAAGUAUUCAACGUCGAGGAUUGGCACGUCACCGGCGAGUAUGUCUAUGACAUCGACGGUGGCCGCCAUCAGGCAUUUGUUUCGCCCCUUGAAAUCUCCUCGGUUCUUGGUCACAUCAUCAAGCCGCAUGAGCGCAUCAAGAUUGAGCAGAGCUUCAAGUACUCAGAGCUGGGUAUUGAGAAGUUGUGGAAGACGGCUGGCCUCGACGAGGUUGCGAAAUGGAGCAAAAAUGGUGAAUAUGGGCUUCACAUGCUGAAAAAAGCAAAAUUGCCCUUCACCAGGCUCCCUGAGCUUUAUGCCAAGGAGGCUCUGCCUACCUGGUCUGACUGGGAGAGUCUCUGGGCGGCGUGGGAUACCGUCACCAGGAAGAUGCUCCCCGAUGAAGAGCUCAACGAGAAGCCAAUCAAGCUGCGUAACGCAUGCAUUUUCUACCUCGGCCACAUUCCAGCUUUCCUCGACAUUCAGCUGAAGAAGACGACAGGAGCUGGUGGAACAGAGCCUGUCUAUUUCCAUUCCAUCUUUGAGAGAGGCAUUGACCCCGACGUCGAUAACCCCGAACACUGCCACGUCCACUCUGAAAUUCCAGAUGAGUGGCCUUCCCUGGAGGAUAUCUUGAAGUAUCAAGACGCUGUUCGCGAAAGACUUCGCAAACUUUACGCCAACAAAGAUCAGCUGGACAAGGACGUCCGCCGUGCUAUUUGGGUCGGAUUCGAGCACGAGGUUCUUCACGUUGAGACUCUGCUUUAUAUGCUGCUGCAGAGCGACAAGACUCUUCCGCCGCCACACACGGUGGUUCCAGAUUUCCCAAAGAUUGCCCAAAAGGCAUACGCCGCGCGCGUACCAAACCAGUGGUUUGAUAUUCCCGAACAGGUGAUUACUAUCGGCAUGGACGAUCCCGAGGACGAGCUCGACCCACGACGUCAUCUUGGAUGGGAUAACGAGAAGCCUGCAAGGCAACAAAAAGUCCAUGCUUUCCAGGCAAAGGGAAGAGCCAUCACCAACGAAGAGUACGCCAAAUAUCUCUAUUCAUCUCACAUCAAGGACCUCCCGGCUUCUUGGUCCAUCAUUCCUCCCAACUAUCACCACAACACCAACGCCACCACAGUCGGAAAGCCCAUUCUCAGCGAGCUUCCCGAGAGCUUUAUUCACGACAAAGCUGUGCGCACAGUCUAUGGACUUGUGCCCCUGAGAUACGCUCUAGACUGGCCCGUGUUUGCCUCGUAUGACGAACUCUCUGGGUGCGCUUCCUGGAUGGGCGGCAGAAUUCCGACCAUGGAAGAGGCCGAAAGCAUUUAUGCGUACGCAGAGAAGCAGAAGGACAUUGCGAAGCAGAGCAAGUUAGUUAAUAAGGUUCCAGCAGUUAAUGGACACCUAGUCAAUGACGGUGUUCAAGAAACACCCCCAUCGACUACUCCCCCCUCCUCUCUCUUUGUCGAUCUCAGUAACUCCAAUACCGGCUUCCUCCACUGGCACCCUGUUCCUGUAACUCCCAACGGCGGUUCUCUCGCUGGCCAAGCUGAGCUUGGUGGCGUCUGGGAAUGGACAAGCACAGUCCUGCGCCCGCAUGAGGGAUUUACUCCCAUGGGUCUUUACCCUCUCUACACGACUGACUUCUUUGACGAGAAGCACAACGUCGUGUUGGGCGGAUCAUGGGCAACGCACCCGCGUGUAGCUGGUAGAAAGAGUUUUGUCAACUGGUACCAGAGGAACUACUUGUAUCCUUGGGCUGGAGCCAGAUUGGUACGGGAUAUCUAA